AUCUUUCGCUCUCCCUUCGCUCUCUGAUUUUCUCGGCAAAGGGACAAUUCUUUCCGGCAUUCAGUCGAAUAUUUGGUCUUCACCGGACUUCCGUUUAAGGCUUACCGAGUUUAUCGCCUGAAAACACAGUCGUGUGGAUCCUGAAGUGAAGAAGACGAGGGAGAGGAUGGAGUGUUGUAUUGUCUGCUCUUCCCGAUGACUUGAGUGGGGGAGAGUGUGUGUAAGAGCGGUAGAGAGAGACAUGGGGAAGGUAGGUUUUUGUUUGGCAGUGAGUUGUGCGGUGGCGUCGUGUGCGAUCGCGGCUAUACUGGUUAGCCAAAGAGUGAAGAGUAGGCGGAAGUGGAAUCGUGUGGUGGGCAUAUUGAGGGAACUGGAGGAAGGAUGUUCAACGCCGAUAGCGAGGUUGAGGCAGAUAGUUGAUGCCAUGGCUGUUGAGAUGCAUGCGGGAUUGGCUUCUGAAGGUGGGAGUAAACUCAAGAUGCUUCUCCCAUUCGUCGACAAACUCCCAGAUGGGAAUGAAGAAGGAACUUAUUAUGCACUCGAUCUUGGUGGAACCAAUUUUAGAGUCUUGAUGGUUCAGCUAGGGGGUAAAGAGUUAAAGAUAAUGGGACACGAGAUUGAACGUCAACCCAUUCCUCAACAUUUGCUGACUAGUACAAGUGAGGAUCUCUUUGAUUUUAUUGCAUCGACGAUAAAAGAGUUUGUUGAAAGCGAAGAAGACGAUUAUGGGGUUCAGCUUGACAGAAGGAGAGAUCUUGGCUUUACAUUCUCGUAUCCUGUGAAACAGCUAUCUGUUUCUUCAGGUCUACUUAUUAAGUGGACAAAAGGAUUUUCUAUUGAAGACAUGGUAGGAAAAGAUGUUUCUGAGUGUUUACAGCAAGCAUUGACCAAGAAAGGGCUAGAUAUGCGGGUGGCAGUAUUGGUGAAUGAUACUGUGGGAACAUUAGCUCUUGGGCAUUAUGAUGAUCAGGACACUGUGGCUGCAGUGAUUUUUGGCACGGGCACAAAUGCUUGCUAUGUCGAACAGACAGAUGCAAUUAUUAAGUGUCAAGGUCUUCUUACGAAUUCUGGAGGCAUGGUUGUCAACAUGGAAUGGGGAAAUUUUUGGUCAUCUCAUCUGCCAAGAACAUCAUAUGAUAUGGAUCUGGAUGCUGAUAGCCCUAAUCCAAAUGAUCAGGGUUUUGAGAAGAUGAUUUCAGGAAUGUAUCUUGGUGAUAUUGUGAGGAGGGUCAUUCUUAGGAUGACACAGGAGUCGGAUGUUUUUGGGGAUGUUGCAUCUAGGCUAUCAGUGCCCUUCAUCUUGAGGACUCCAUUGAUGGCUGCCAUGCAUGAGGGUGAAUCUCCUGACUUGACGGAAGUAUCCAGAAUAUUGAAGGAUACAUUUGAGAUAGAUGAUGUUCCUUUGAAGGUAAGGAAGCUAAUUGUGAGAGUAUGUGAUGUGGUGACACGCAGAGCUGCCCGACUGGCAGCUGCAGGCAUUGUGGGGAUCUUGAAGAAAAUAGGGAGGGAUGGAAGUGGUGGUGUCGCCAGUGGAAGAAGCAAGAGUAUAGGUGAUUCAUCAAGCAAAAUGAGAUCAAUUGUGGCGAUAGAGGGCGGACUAUAUUCCAGUUAUAACAUGUUCAGGCAGUAUUUAAAUGAAGCUGUGGCUGAAAUCUUGGGGGAGGAAAUGGCCCAACAUGUUAUUUUAAAAGUAACAGAAGAUGGGUCUGGAAUUGGAGCAGCUCUGCUUGCUGCUUCCUAUUCAUCCCCCAAUGUGGCUAAUGAUAAUGUAACGUUGCUAUAAAUAUAUGUUAAAAUAUAUUUUUCCCUGUAAAAUGUAGAAUUCAUUUUCCAUAUUCCAUUUAAAUAUAUAUAAAAAAGCUUUGGUGUUGUGAAUA
Messenger RNA from Telopea speciosissima, 1877 nucleotides. RefSeq names its product hexokinase-3-like. Gene Ontology annotation, cellular component: mitochondrion; cytosol. The record is from RefSeq and is a predicted model, not a curated record. Bases 242 to 1783 code for a protein of 513 amino acids. NCBI's taxonomy places the organism in Eukaryota, Viridiplantae, Streptophyta, Magnoliopsida, Proteales, Proteaceae. Gene Ontology annotation, biological process: glucose 6-phosphate metabolic process; intracellular glucose homeostasis; glycolytic process. Gene Ontology annotation, molecular function: glucokinase activity; D-glucose binding; mannokinase activity. The transcript has 9 exons.